AAGCGCGUUUUCUCCGCUCACUACCUAUGCAAAUAUUCCGUUAUGUUUACGAUCUAAUAUCCACUUACAACUUGUAAUAACAUUUUCUGUCGUAAAUUUUUCGAUCAUAUAUGCUCGUAUUUUUAAAUAUUUCAAAAUACUUGAAAUAUACACAUUUACAGUUUGAUAUUCAGGAAUAUGUGAGAUUCUUUCGUCAAAUAAUAUUUAUUUAAAAAAAAAAAAAAAAUUCAAAAUUUAAAACCAAAUUCAAAAUUUAAAUUUGCUAAAGCAAAAUGCACGUUUUAUGCAAAUUGUUAAAAACAUUAUUGCCCACUGCUAGGCAGUGGUCGCUGAAAUGGAAUUUUUCCUGGAAUGGAAAGCAUACUAUGAUUGAGGGUUCUUGGAAGCCACCGCCUUUAUGCGAAGGCAGAAAAAUUGAAAUGCCACCAAGUGGAUGUUUACCGUGUUCACCCACUUGCGCUGGCCCAGGUGCUUGCCCAGUUCAUAGAGGUAAUGAAUGCAAACCGACUUCUAUUGAAGUUAAACAAAAACUAAGAUGUUGCGUCGAUGAAGGCUUGGACCGUGAAGGUCCCUGUAAAGUGAGAAAGGCGAAAAAGAGAAAAAUUGAAAAAAAACCGUUCAAGUCAAUGUGGGCAACAUUGCCUGGUUAUAAGCCUAGUUGUGAGAUAACUCCACGUACGGACGAGACUCUUUAUCAUGCUUCCGAUAAGAAUAAACGGAAAUACCAGCAAACAUGGCUGCCAUGUCCAAUCAAAAAGAGAAAACAAAAACUUUGCUGUUUCGAAUGUGACGAGGAGUUACCGAAAUCAACAAAAAAGGCUCCAGUAAGUAGCGCUUGCGAACAAAGUGCAGAAAAAUUAAAAAUCGACUAUACCCUACUGCAGCAGUGCAUGAAAAAAUCAAUGAGUGACCUGAAACAAGAGAAAAUGAAACCAUGCCGCCCCAAAAUUAAAAUGCCAUGCUGUCCACCAGCCCGAAAAAAUAAUAAAUGCCAAGUAUUUCGUGCACCUUCGGGCUGCAAGAAAGAAUGCACUCCCUAUCCGUCCUAUUCAGAAUGCAUAAAACCCCCCCCAAGGAAGUUACAUCCAAUUGAAUGCCGCUGUCUCGAAACGCCAAUGGUGUGCGAAUCGUAUGAAUUUUUGAAAAUUAAAGAAAAAUUCAAUCUGCCACCACCAGUGCCAGCUUGGCCACCGGCAAGACCUAAAUAACUAUUAGAAUUUGAUCAUCUUCAUCAUUAUCAUUGUCGUCAUGAUCAUCCUAAUCAUCUUCAUAUGCAUUUUGUU
This is a messenger RNA of Glossina fuscipes, 1283 nucleotides long. RefSeq lists its product as uncharacterized. The record is from RefSeq and is a predicted model, not a curated record. The transcript has a single exon. The coding region runs from base 273 to 1208 and encodes 311 amino acids. Lineage: Eukaryota; Metazoa; Arthropoda; Insecta; Diptera; Glossinidae.